Molecule: messenger RNA, 1513 nt
Organism: Exaiptasia diaphana
Lineage: Eukaryota; Metazoa; Cnidaria; Anthozoa; Actiniaria; Aiptasiidae
Exons: 5
Coding region: 224-1513 (429 amino acids)
Source: RefSeq, a predicted model, not a curated record
UUUAACAAACAUGUUUUUGUGCUUUAUGCGAAGUACAGCUGCUAUUGCGGGCUCGUAUGUCCGGAUUUUCUGGUGAUGAUCCCAUAAUAUAAUUGUUAAUUAUAUCCUAGUUGAAUCCAAUGAAGUAUAGAAAUACUAGUAAAGUUAUUGUGUAUACRCAUUUCAAUUAAUAAAACUCAAUUAUUUAGAUGGCGCUCUUGCAGUAUAUCCACUAAAUACUCUUAUGCAAGGAGAGGAUGUCCUAAAUCGUAACCCAGGUGGUGAAUUUGCAAAUAUAUUUCCGGACGAAGGCCCCGAUGGAACGCCCGGUGGUGCAUACCGAUUCAUUGGAACCCCGGAAAGUUAUGUAGAGUUUGAAAACGACGAAGAGCGGCUGGAAGCCAAAAACUCUUUGUCGCUCCUAGCUUGGAUAAAACACACUGGAAAUCAAGGACCUAUCUUUAACUACGACACAGAUGGCUGGGGAGUUCAUUUCUGGAUGAGGGGAAAAAAUAAGUUGUUCGCUCGAUUUAAUAAACGCGGAAAUGUUGAAGUUUCUAGCAUUUCCAGCAAUGGAGUAAAAGCCGGUGUAUGGCAAUACGUUGGAGCGACGUACAAUGGCCAAACAGGAAUGGCAAAGUUGUUUAUCAGUGAUAGAUUUGUUGUCGAAAAAUAUAUUGGAAAAGGGUUUCAACUAGCUACCAAUCACAAUGUCAGAAUGGGUGCAAGGCUGGGCGAUAAGCGGUACUUCAAUGGAAGUAUAUCUUGUAUGCAGGUGUAUUCUAAAGCUCUAUCCCAUAACCAAAUCAUGAGUUUCAAAAAGCGCUGUUUCCGAACAAGUAGCCUUUGUCUUUGGUUUGAUACAUCAUGCUAUUGGAGAAGUAAUAGUUCCCAAAGCUCAUGGGUAAAGAAAAUGCAAAGUGGAGAUUACCUCUCUGAUCAACUGAAAAUGAAAUGGGACACCCAAGAUGUGGAUGAAGACUUCGAGCUGCAUCUUUCCCCGUCUUCAAAAGAAGUGGUAGAAAUUCAGAAGUCCAGUAAAGAAACAAACAGUUUUACUAUAUGCUUCUGGAAGAAGGGCGGUGGCAUCUAUGUCAGAUCCUAUUUAUGGCUUAACAUAUCUCAAGAGAUUUUUGUGAAUCUUCAAUCACCCAAAUCCUUUGGUUUUGUACAUAACUCCACUGCUUGGAAUUUCUACUGCUUCUUAAUGGCUGGCAAAGACGAAAAGGUGGCCGUGUCAUUUUACCUAAAUGGAGAAAGAAAAAGUUUACUUUUAAUAAAGCCAGAAGAAAUAAAUAACGAGACCUUGACCGUUGGAUAUUUGAAUUCAUCGGUAAAUGAUAAGGCGGUGUUGUCGUCGUUUAAUAUUUGGAGUGGGGAGCUAAGUCCAAGCGAAGUAAAACGCUUGUCUUAUGGCUGUGAUAGCGAGAGAGGUGAUGUCAUCCAUUGGAAAGACUUCAACUACGUUGAUCAUGACCACGAAGUAGUUGAAACAAGAACUUGCAAAAAUGUUCGAAGUAAGUUUCUAAAAUAA